UCAGCGACUUUUCGUGUUUCUCUGCUGCACAUACCUCUGUUUCUUAACCAUAGGGACAGCUAGCUUAUCAUUCUCUCCAUCGUCCCUUUUUGGAAAAAGCUAACGUUGGAUCAAACUUCCUCAAGAAUUGGAUUGGUCUACGUGAGUACCAACGAAGGCUACGAUGAUGGAAGCCAAAGUACGGAGGGCAGUAUGGUGGGCCUUAUGUAUCUUCUUCCUCACGUACUUCUUGGCCCAUACAAGUAAGUCUAUGUGGAUGAAUUUGCCAGUUGCAGUUCUCAUUCUCUGCGGUCUUCGAAUUCUUUUGAAUCAGAAUGAGUUCAGAAGGAAAGUUAUGCCAGCUCCAAGACAGAGACACUUGCCUUAUCCCGGCAGGAAGCAGUUGUCCUUGAAUGAUGCUCGUCUUUCCACUACCCCACCUCCUCCAAGUUGGAAGAACAAGAUUAACUCUCAGGUUGUGGAAAAUGCGAUCAAUGAUUUUGUAGGCACGAUCGUUGAUAAAUUCGUGAAGAAGUUGUGGUACUCUGGGAUCACUCCAGAUAAAGAUUUCCCUGAACUGAUCCGUGGAAUGAUCAUGAAUGCUGUUGUUGAAAUUUCGGUGAGGGUAAAAGAGAUAAAUAUCUUCGGCUUAAUCAGGGAUAUAGUUGAUCUGAUGGGUGAUCAUUUGGAGAGUUUUAGAAGAAACCAAGCUGCUAUAGGUAUUACUGAUGUUAUGAAGACACUGUCAUCUGAGGACAUAGAUAAAAAGUUGAAGGGCCAUCUUAUGAAUUCUAAGGAGCUUUAUCCUGCACUCGUAUCAGCAGAGAGUGAGUACAAGAUUCUUCAGGAAAUAGUUACUGGCAUAUUAUCUGUGGUUCUCAGACCACGAGAAUUUCAGUGCCCCUUUGUUCAAACGAUAGCUAGAGAGCUUUUGGCUUGCUUGGUAUUUCAACGUCUUGUGAAUAUUGCAUCCCCCCACAGCAUUUCUUAUAACGAAGACAUUGAGUUACUUGAAGAAAGCACCCAAGGGGAAGAUGAUAUUGUUUCAGAAGCUAAUGGGUGGCACUCAGAUAAUGAAUUGGACUCCAAGCAUGUCCCACCAAGAGUGGUUAGAUAUCUUGGAGAGCCUGAGAAGGGGCUGAGCGAUUCGCAGCACGCAGAUCCAUCGACAAGUUUGGUUCACAUUCCUGCUAACAUGCCACCUGAGUGGAUUCCGCCCAAUGUCAUUGAGCUGAUUUUGAACCUAGUUGAUAAAAUGUUUCAGUUAAAAAGAGGAGGUUGGUUCAGGAGGAAAUUGUUCUCGGGAUUGAAGAAAAUGUUACUAGCUAUGGAAAAUCCUGUGGAUGACUUGCUUCUGUGGGGGAUCUGUUGGCUGCGGAAUGAAGACACAGUAGCUCAUGGAAUACGUUUGGCUACCGAUAACUUACGGCGACAUGGUGAAAAGGCAUUGGAUCAGGCUGGCCCUACUUCCUUUGAGCAGCAACUUCAGUAUGGAGCUCGUAAAAUCAAGGAAUUCCUUUUCAAUAAGGCCCCAAAAGCUUUAGUGGGAUUCGUAUGGAACAAUCUGCACAGGACAUGCGCAAGCGACAUCUUCUAUUUCACUAAGUCAAACGUAUGCGUAAAGCAACUAGCAUUUGCAAUACUGGAACUGCUACUUGGAAAGGUUCUCCCCGAGCUGGAAGAUACUUUGAGAGACAUAAGGAAGAAUCCUCCCCGCAUGGUCGAUCACAGUAAUAACGAAGGCAGCCUAUGAUUUGCUUGAACCAGUUGCCUAGCUUUCUCUAUGUUAAAUAUUUUUUUUUGGGUUCUUUAUAGUAUACCUAUUAUUCCAUGUGUGUAAGAGAUAAAAGUGCUAGUAUCAAUUUUUGUGAGUUUUUUUUUUUUUGGUAAACA
This is a messenger RNA of Raphanus sativus (radish), 1872 nucleotides long. RefSeq lists its product as uncharacterized. The coding region runs from base 164 to 1732 and encodes 522 amino acids. NCBI's taxonomy places the organism in Eukaryota, Viridiplantae, Streptophyta, Magnoliopsida, Brassicales, Brassicaceae. The transcript is spliced from 10 exons. The record is from RefSeq and is a predicted model, not a curated record.